Monodelphis domestica (gray short-tailed opossum) is the source of this 4628-nucleotide messenger RNA. RefSeq names its product chromosome 4 CXorf38 homolog (gene C4HXorf38). The record is from RefSeq and is a predicted model, not a curated record. NCBI's taxonomy places the organism in Eukaryota, Metazoa, Chordata, Mammalia, Didelphimorphia, Didelphidae.
AAUCUGAGGUGGAUGGAUGACCCAGCAAAUGAGCAGACCAGGGCCAAGAACUAUAGGAUUAAGACAGGUAGGGAGGAAUAAGAUUGGAAAUAGCAUAAAAAUGUGAGGGGGGCAGCAUGUGGCUUCUAAUGAGAAACCAGUUGGCUGGAAUGGAGCAUCAGCUUUUUGGAUGAGAAAAUCUUUUCCAGAUAGGUACUGUCUGGUCUCCCAUGGGACACUGAUGAUAACAAGUACUGUGAUCUCAGAGCCUGUUGAGGGUUUGCUUUUCUUUCUUGGAGUCUCUUCUUGUCUGUGCAUCUUUAGAGUUCACAAAUUUUCUCCUAUGAGGCCACUUUUUUGCUGCUGUUACUGGUGUGGAGGCUUCUAGCAGUGGCCACUCCCCAUUUCUAAUUUGGUACGUGUGUUACAUAAAAGAGGCUAUUAAAUGAAGGCGUUGACCCUAAGUACAUGGGCUUUACUGCCGGGUCUUUGCAACAUCUAUUUUAAGGAACAUCUUGUUCAAAGACAAGAUGUUUUUAACAAACCGCCACUUUGCAUCACCUUGGGCAAGUCACAGCCCAAGCUCAGAAUCAGACUGGAAGGAAUUUUAGAGAACAUCUGGUCACAUUUUUUAAUUUCCCAGAUAACACAUGGCCCUAGAGGUGCUUUUCUGACUUUAUUUCUGAAGACCCAAGGGAUGAGAUUAGGAGGGGGCAACCCGGGUUUGGAUAGGUGGGCCGAACAAAGCAGAGUAGCUUUGGGUCUUUAAAACAAUCGGUAUCCAGUUGUCCUCUGCACAGAGCAUCAGAGACACAGAGAGAGGAAUAGCCAGGAAAAAACCAGAAUAAUUUCAUACAUUUUUUAAAGCUUAUGAGUUAGGCCUGGGGCUUGGGUGCGAGGCAUACAAAUGACCUACUUAUCUAAAGGACCCCCUCCACCUACGGUUUCCUUUAACUUAAACCGCCCCGGUGCCCAGGCCCCGGAUGAAACCCACCAUCCCAGCAUAAACCUCGGAGGGAGGAGUCAUGUGAAGAGCAUUCUCUCUCUUUCGAGAGGGGGGGGAGGGGAGGGCACUGGGUGUGGCCUAUCACACAAACCCUAUGUUUACGGAGGCCGUGAAACCUAGUUUUGCUUAGCCGCUUCCCCCAGCUCCCCACCCCCUGAAUCUUUGUAGCUGGGGAUGGAGACGUUCUUAAAUAAAAGCAAAGUGAAAGCAAAAGGUCCAUUUAAAAGGAUUUUUAAAGAAAAUAAGUCCUCUUCGGGCUUAAGCCUUCAGAUAAAACAAAGAAACCAGCAAGGUUUGGUCUUUUUUAAAGCUAAACAAGACAUUUUUCCAACGGAUAGGAGCAUCUCGGGCUAACCCGGCGGAGAUUUGGAAAUGAGAGGCCCGACCGGAGGGCGGGGAGGGAGAUCGAGGAAAAGGCGAAGCCGAGCUGGGGACCUGGAGCGCCCGAGUUAGGGGUGGCCGACUCCUCCCCAGUCCCUCGAAACCAAAAGGACGAGCAUGCGCACACUGCCUCUGUGCCAUUCCCUGGACGCUAACGGAGCUCGCGCGGAUGGUGCUGUCGGAGUUGGCCUUGCGCCUCAACAGCGCGGAGUAUAAGAACUGGGUCAAGGCGGGGCACUGCCUACUGCUGCUGCGGGGUUGUCUGCAGGACUUCAUCCGAGCCGAAGUGGAAGCUUUCCACCGGCUCAUACUAGCCGCGACCCCCAGCCUGGGCCCCCGCGUCUCCUGCCUCGGAAGCGUGCGCUGCACCCCCCGUGCUCGGCAGGUGAGAAAGGCGUCCUGGGGCAACGUUUAUUCGUCGCGCCGUCUUCCCCCAUUUCCCUUCCCACUCGCAGCCUUCGUCUGGGGCUGCUCCGGGUCUUCCUCUAGGGACGUCACCAGUUUUUCUCCAAUCCGACGGGGGCAGCCGAGUUGGCCAGAGGAAGUGAUGGACCCCAGACAUCAUCUCAAGCUUUCCGGUGUCAGACAUCCUCCCACUUCCCUCCACAGACUAGUGCGCCUUUCAGCAGCUCCUAGAAACUCCAGGAGAGCUGUCCUUCUAACCUGUAACCUCCAAACUCACGUUUCCUACCGCUUCUUGGACAUCCCAAACUGGAUGUCUCCAAUUCCCGAACGGAACUCAUUCUCUUCCUGUCCUUUUUCCCUCCCCUUCCCCUCUCCCUCCUUUUUCUAUGACUGUGGAGAGCACCGCCAUUCUCCCAGACACUGAAGCUGACCACCCAGGUGCCGUCUUGAAUCCUCUCAGAUCUGACUCCACCCCUUACUUUACCGUCUGCCAACUUCCGCGGCAUCCCUCACUUCCGGAGUCAAGCCCCUCACACCCCGCCCCCUCCUGCCUUUCGAGCCUUUUUAGGCCCUCCUUCCCCGCCUCUAACCCCUAUAUACUUCCUGUGCCAUCCGGUGACCGGCCCUCUUUGCCGCUACUGUACGGGCACUCCCUCUCCAGGCUGGGCAUUUAUUUGCACUUGCUGACCCCCCAUCCCUGCAGCACUCUUCUUCCUCAUUCCUACUGAAGUGAGGUAAACCAAGUCACUGACCGGAAGAAUCUCUUUUUUCGGGAAAGUAGAACUCAGAACUGAGCUCUCUGGGCAGGUCAGCCGGCGCAGCCUAGUUAGAAUCCAGGAGAAAAGAACUCGGUCGGUGCGGGCAGCUGGGAUGGGAGGUAGCAGGAACGCCGAGUGCCCCGCGCCACUCGCUCCACCCAGGUUGCGUCAUAAUGACCCCCCUAUAAGCACCACGGUGGCAUUUCAGCCCGGGGCAGCUUUCCCUGCGAAGGUGGCCCUGGCCAGUUAGGUAUGCAUUACUAAUAGGUCAUACGGGUUCCACUCACUGGGUGACCGGACUCACUUUAUGAAGUGCCCCUCUUCACUAUCUUCUGGAAUCCUUCAAGGCCCAGCCAAAAUCCCGCCGAGAAGCUUCUUCCGAUUCCCCUCGAUGCCCCUGGAUUGCUCCGGAUGUCCUGUGCAUCCCUUUUUUGUAACCCUUCCCUUCCCCCUGGGAGUCAAUACUGUGCAUUGGCUCCAAGGCAGAAGAGUGGUCAGGGCUAGGCCAUGGGGGUCAAGUGACUUGCCCAGGGUCACCCAGCUGGCAAGUGUCUGAGGCCAGGUUUGCAUCCCAUUUUAACCUUUGAACCGAUUUUACAUCAUUCAACUAUGAGGAUCACCUUUCUUGCCUUCUUGGAACAACCUGAGUUUCAGCCUCAGUGUCAGUUGUGCACAGAAUGGAAAAGGGAGAUUCUGAAACAUCACACCAACAGAAAUGGAGACAUCUACUGGGGAAAUUGCAAACCUGAGCGCUGGCCUUUUGACCCCUGGGAACUGGCAAAGGCCUUUAUGCCCCGGGGAUUGGCAGACAAAAAAGGUCCUGAGGAAUGUGAUGCGGUUGCUCUUCUAAGUCUUAUAAACUCCUGUGAUCACUUCAGGAUUGAUCGAAAGAAAGUCAUAGAGGUGAUUAAAUGUCGUAAUGAAAUAAUGCACUCUUCAGAAAUGAAAGUCUCUUCUUCAUGGCUGCAAGAUUUUCAGAUGAAGAUUCAAAGUUUUUUGAAUGAGUUCAGGAAUAUCCCAGAGAUUGCCGCCACAAGUGCCAGAAUAGAAAAGCUAUUGACAUUUGAUUGGGCAGUCCAUAUCCCCGGGGAUGAUCAGCUGGAUGGACCUAAAAGUGACACCAAGAUUUACCUCAGUGAAAGUGAAAUCAGUGAAAUCGAAAUGGAAUUAUUAAGAGAAAAGCUUCAAGAGAGUUAUCUUCAAGCAGAAGGACAAGCAAUACCACCUGAGGAGGUGGCAAAGCACGUGGAGGCCAUGAAGAUCUUCCUGAAGAACAACAAGGAUCUUGGAAGCAGCUUUGAAGAAGAAAUGCAGAAGUUGGAAGACUUUCAUCUCCAGCAUCAGACCGUGCGCGCAGAGGAAGCCGGGAAAGGGAGGCUGAAGGAAUUUCUUUAGUCAAAAUGAAAUAUGUUAUCCGAAGAUCAUCUGGAUUCCAGUCUCAUUGUUGGGUUGCUGAGGUGGAGCCAGGCCUGGAGUCAGGAAGAUCCCAGUUGAAAUUUGGCCUCAGACAUUUCCUAGCUGUAUGACCUUGGGCAAGUCACUUACCCUGUUUGCUUCAACCUCCUCAACUCUACAAUGGGGCUACAGUGGGUUUUUGUGAGGGUCUGUGUGUAAUACUAAGGAUAUGGAAUGAGCUAUUGUAAGAUUAAAAUUAAUAUCUGAAUUUUAAAAGUCUCCAUCUUGGUCUAGCACCCAAAAAUUGUGCACCCCCACACUACACGGGCAUGUGCUAGUCAAUGACAAAUCAGAAAUAACUAACUGCCCACCUGGGCUGUCCUAAGCCAAGCUAGAGCCAACCAUUGGCACUUGUGAGACACAGGAAGUGAGGGAGGGAACAGCCUCUGGAAUUCGCUCACUUCCUGUGGAGAGAGCAAGACGGGAGUUGGUGUUAGGAGCUUGGACAGGGAGGACGCCCGCAGACAGCUUUCCUUCAGGGCGGUCACGUGAGUUAAGGACUGGUUCUUUCCACCUUGGCCCUUUGGGCCUAAAACUCCCUCUGCCUUGGUCAGAGGUUGAGUAGCCCCUUUCCCUUUUCUCUUCUCUCCUUCUCUCCCUCUCCUUUUCCUACUCCCAGUGUGAUUAAACCUCCAUAAACUCCA